ACGCCUUGACACACAUACAUAUAUACACACUUGUGCCGCCUUGUAAAAAAGAGGUUAAACUUUAAACUCAUCUAAAUUGCUUCUCACAAGCUGCAUCAAUCCACUUGCAAAUUUUGACAUUUAUUCGCAGGAUAUAUUCAAAUGAAUAGAAACUGAACCCAGCAUAAAGUCUGUAGAAUGUCAGAUAACGCGAGUGGUUCAAUGGUUGAAGAUAAAGAAGGAGCAGGUGCAUCGAUGAGUCAAUAUUACGAAAACUACAUACUAGUAGAUGUGGGUGCAAAUUUGACGAACAAGAAGUACAGUCGUGAUUUGGACAGUGUCGUACAGAGAGCAAAGGAUGCUGGUGUGCAAAAAAUAAUGGUAACAGGUGCGAGUAUUCGUUCAAGCAAAGAAGCGCUGCGUUUAACAAGAAUAUAUCCGGGAACCUUGUACUCAACGGCUGGAGUACAUCCGCAUGAUGCAAAAUCUUGGGAGGACGAUGAGACAUUGAGUGAGCUCGAGAGUAUAGCUGCGAAUCCUGAGUGUGUAGCAAUUGGAGAAUGUGGAUUGGAUUACAAUCGCGAUUUCUCUGAUCCAGAAACUCAACGCUUAGUUUUUCACAAGCAAAUAGAAUUAGCUUGUCGAUUGAACAAGCCUCUGAUUGUCCACGAAAGAGGAGCACAGAGCGAUGUCCUUGAAGUACUUGGACAAUAUGGGAACUUACCACCGGUAAUGAUUCAUUCUUUCAUUGGUAUGGCUGAGGAAGCACAGAGAUAUCUCGAUCAAGGUUUUUAUCUUGGAAUAACGGGCUACCUUUGCAAGGACAAAUCUGACAGUGGAGUAAGACAAAUUCUAGAAGGUGGUCAAGCACCUUUGGAUCGAAUAUUGGUGGAAACGGAUGCUCCCUUCAUGUACCCUAACACAAGAGCUUCUAAAUUACCUCCGCACGUGAAAGAUUCGUUGACCGAAAGGUCCAUGACAUUCCUACAUCGUUAUUGUACUUUUCAGCGCAAUGAACCGUGUGCUUUACCAGCGGUGGUAGAAAUGGUUGCUGCCUUUAUGCAUAAAAAGCCUGAAGAAGUAGCUCUCGCCACUGCCUUCAAUGCUCUCAAACUCUUUGGCCUAAAUCAAUGAUGCCAUCAUUUUUCCAUUCUUUUUUUUUUUUCAUUCAACAAUUAUCCUAAGCCCGACUCGUCGUUUUUAUUUCGUUUCCGAAAUGGUGCUCUGGUUGGUGCUCCAACAGGAUUUUACACGGUCGUAUGUUUCCUCUAUGCAGCUUUAUAUUUUAUACUGUAUUCUCAUAUAUGUGAGAAUUUAGUUGCGAUUUUAAUUUUUUAACUCAGCCAUAUAUUGCCACGCAAAUAUAUUUCUUCGAACGUAUCCGUUUCGAAAAUCCACGGUCUCCUCUGGUAAUUUCAAUUUUCAUAAAUUUUUCGGUCUAUCCUGGACUCGAAAUAGUUCAUGCAUCAUAACUUAUUUUGUUAACGGGAGAUUCACUCGCGAACGUUUCAUCAUGGGGAAUUUGUGUACGCGUAUCUCUCAUUUUUCUUGCUAAGAGGAACGAUGAAAAUUCAUUUUGUUUUAUACGCAGACGGAAUAAAGAGGAAGUUGCAUCAAAUUGAUCACACUGUAGUAAUUAAUUAAUGAAGGAGUGAAACAUUUUCGAUUAUUUUUGUUGUUCCUUUAUACAUGAAAUUUUUUAAAUAUUCACUUGAGAAAUGCGACGGCGUACGAAUCACUCGAAGAAAGCAUCACAUUUUUUAUUGUGAAAUAGCAAUGUAUUCAUUUAUCAUAAGCGUAGAAGUUUCAGGUCAAUUAUCGAAAAGUCAUGAGAUUCUCGAAAUUUUGAAAUUUCUUUUUUCCUGUGAUCGAUCCCGAAAAGACGAAUUUUGUAAUUUGAGCCGUGCAUGAGAAUCGAGCGAUAAUUCCGUAGAUUAAUACCAUGACGCCUGGUUAUACAAUCUUUACGAGUUUGACGCAUCGUUUUUAUUUUAUUUUUCAACGUAUUGUACUGAGAACGAAAGAAUAGGUUAAUUUACGAUACUCAAUCAAUUCUUCAUACGCUUAAAAGUGAUGCUUUAGCAGAAAUUGGAACUUGUUUUGACUUUGAAAAGUUCAAUCUCAGUUUCAUUUUGAAAUCAUUUUCUUCGUAAUCAAUUAUAUCGAAAAAAAUGUACUUUCAAAUAUAUUUUUCAUGACAAAUAAUUGGAAAAUUUUACGAAAUUAACAUGAGUUUGCCCAUUUUUCAUAAGUUAUUUAAAUACACUGAAAUUUGUGGUGACUGAUGUCAUAUUGUAAAUAACGCCGAUGACUUUAUUUUAUAAAAUAAUAACGAAUGGUUCAUGAAGGUUUCGAUGAGUCCCUGCACAUCAGAGAUAAAUAAGUGGCUUGGAAAAAUAAAUCUACAUAAAAUAUAUAUAUAUAUAUAUAUAUAUACAUAGAUGCAUACUUAAUGUUAAUUGCAAUUGGAGCAAUGAUACAAUGACUAUAUUUUAUUGUUGAUACAUUACCUAUUUUCUUAUAAUAAACUGUUGAAUAAGA
Messenger RNA from Venturia canescens, 2520 nucleotides. RefSeq names its product 3'-5' ssDNA/RNA exonuclease TatD. Gene Ontology annotation, cellular component: cytosol. Lineage: Eukaryota; Metazoa; Arthropoda; Insecta; Hymenoptera; Ichneumonidae. The record is from RefSeq and is a predicted model, not a curated record. The coding region runs from base 178 to 1113 and encodes 311 amino acids. Gene Ontology annotation, molecular function: single-stranded DNA 3'-5' DNA exonuclease activity. The transcript is spliced from 2 exons.